This is a messenger RNA of Ictalurus punctatus (channel catfish), 3535 nucleotides long. RefSeq names its product B-cell receptor CD22. NCBI's taxonomy places the organism in Eukaryota, Metazoa, Chordata, Actinopteri, Siluriformes, Ictaluridae. The transcript has 13 exons. The coding region runs from base 120 to 3110 and encodes 996 amino acids. The record is from RefSeq and is a predicted model, not a curated record.
UGUGUGUGUGUGUGUGUGUGUGUGUGUGUGUGUGUGUGUGAUUACCACUUUAGCGGCGAACUGGAGAUCUUGAACUAACAUUCUGUUUCUUCUCCAGGUGAUCUUUCCUGAACAGAGAGAUGAAAUCAGCAGAGAAACUCGUCAUCGUUUGUUUUCUGUUUAAAGGUGUUUUGUGUAGAGAAUUCUCCAUCAGUCUACCAGAGAGUGUAGAAGCUGUGAGAGGACUCUGUGUUCUCAUACCCUGCAGUUUUGAGAUUGAAGAACAAUAUGAUGGAGACCUCCAGAAAGAUCCUACAGGAAUCUGGUUAAAAGACGACACUCAUGCUGACAAUAACAGAGUCUUUAACUCUAAAGUAACUGAAGAGAACAAGAUUGAAGGGAAACUUAUAGGAGACCUCCGCAUGAAGAACUGCACCACCGUCUUCUACAACAUCAGAAAGAAUUACAGUGGAGUUUAUUACUUUAGAUUAGAAACUUCAGGAAGCCUGAAACAGACGUAUACAUCUUCAUCAGUGUCUGUAAGAGUGGGAGACUCUCCAAUCACACCCUCAAUAACACUGUAUAAGGAGGAUCAGGGGGAGGUGGAGGACCAAAAUGAGCUGGUGGAGGGAACUUCAGUGAGUCUCAUUUGCUCUGCUCCAGCUCCUCCAUGUCUCUUAAAGCCACCCACUUUUACAUGGAACUUCCUGCCUGAGGAGAGGAGACAGCAGCAGAACCACAACACCAGCUUCAGCUCCUCUCAGCUGAACUUCACCGCUACUCACCUUCAUCAUGGACUCAAUUUCACCUGCACUGCCACCUACCAGCUCCAGAACAGGAACGAAUCAGCACAGAGAUCUUUUAUACUACAUGUUCUGUAUGGUCCUAGAAACACGUCAGUAUCAGCGUCUCCAUCUGCUUCAGUGCUUUUGGGCAGUUCAGUGUCUCUGAGAUGCAGCAGUGAUGCAAACCCAGCAGUGCUGAACUACACCUGGUACAGAGAGAACGGAGAGCAGAUAGGAACCGGAAACCAUUUCACCAUCAACACCACUGAUUCUACACACAGUGGUCUAUACUACUGUAGAGCUCAAAACCAGCACGGAGAUCACACCUCAUCUGUCCUCCUGGAUGUUCAGUAUGGUCCUAGAAACACGUCAGUAUCAGCGUCUCCAUCUGCUUCAGUGCUUUUGGGCAGUUCAGUGUCUCUGAGAUGCAGCAGUGAUGCAAACCCAGCAGUGCUGAACUACACCUGGUACAGAGAGAACGGAGAGCAGAUAGGAACCGGAAACCAUCUCACCAUCAACACCACUGAUUCUACACACAGUGGUCUAUACUACUGUAGAGCUCAAAACCAGCACGGAGAUCACACCUCAUCUGUCCUCCUGGAUGUUCAGUAUGGUCCUAGAAACACGUCAGUAUCAGCAUCUCCAUCUGCUUCAGUGCUUUUGGGCAGUUCAGUGUCUCUGAGAUGCAGCAGUGAUGCAAACCCAGCAGUGCUGAACUACACCUGGUACAGAGAGAACGGAGAGCAGAUAGGAACCGGAAACCAUCUCACCAUCAACACCACUGAUUCUACACACAGUGGUCUAUACUACUGUAGAGCUCAAAACCAGCACGGAGAUCACACCUCAUCUGUCCUCCUGGAUGUUCAGUAUGGUCCUAGAAACACGUCAGUAUCAGCGUCUCCAUCUGCUUCAGUGCUUUUGGGCAGUUCAGUGUCUCUGAGAUGCAGCAGUGAUGCAAACCCAGCAGUGCUGAACUACACCUGGUACAGAGAGAAUGGAGAGCAGAUAGGAACCGGAAACCAUCUCACCAUCAACACCACUGAUUCUACACACAGUGGUCUAUACUACUGUAGAGCUCAAAACCAGCACGGAGAUCACAACUCAUCUGUCCUCCUGGAUGUUCUGUAUGGUCCUAGAAACACGUCAGUAUCAGCGUCUCCAUCUGCUUCAGUGCUUUUGGGCAGUUCAGUGUCUCUGAGAUGCAGCAGUGAUGCAAACCCAGCAGUGCUGAACUACACCUGGUACAGAGAGAACGGAGAGCAGAUAGGAACCGGAAACCAUCUCACCAUCAACACCACUGAUUCUACACACAGUGGUCUAUACUACUGUAGAGCUCAAAACCAGCACGGAGAUCACAACUCAUCUGUCCUCCUGGAUGUUCUGUAUGCUCCUCAGCUCUCUCCCUCCUCCAGCUGUAACACCACUCAGGAUCUGAUCCUGUGUUCCUGUGAGGUUCAUGGAAAUCCGUCUCCUAAACUGGAGUGGCGUGUCUCUGGUCAAAAUUCUUCAGCCACCAGUGAAGAGUCUGUGAACAAAACCACCUCAAGAAGCUUCAUCUCCAUCCGUCAGUCAUUUACAGACGUGCUCACUCUGCAGUGUGUUGUCUCCAAUAACCUGGGCAUUAGCACACAGUUCUUCUAUUUUAAGAAAGUGGCUCCUCACUCUGCUAAAGGUGCAGGUGUGGAUAUUUCCUCCGUGCUGAUUGGUGCAGCUGUUGGAGCUUCAGUAAUGAUGAUGCUGUGUGGUGUAUUCCUGUGUGUAAGGACAACAAAAUCUUCUGGACAAGGAGAGACAGUGAAUCCUUCUGGACAAGGAGAGACAGUGAAUCCUUCUGGACAAGGAGAGGCAGCAGGACUGGUUUUAAAUGACAGGAUCCCCAAUGCCAUUUUACAGGAAGAAGAUGGAGAGUCUGUGUAUGUAAACAAAACGGAUUUAUCAGAGUCGCUUCAUUACACCACUGUCAAGUUUCUAAAUAGAGAAAGAAGUGAAAUCAGAAGCCUUUCUUCUCUCACUGCCAAAUACGCCACCGUCCACCACGGCUCCGAACACCAAACCGAGGGAGAAACUGGAGAUGCAGCAAUCGAGGAGGUCCAGGAAGAACAUGUGAUAACUAUGGACAGUGUAAUGAUGCAAAAAUCAGCUGAAGAGGAGGUAAUGUACGGAAACAUCACACAUCAGCCAACAAUGGAGCAAACUCUGGUCAAUUUAGACAAAGAUGAAGAUGAAAAGAAAAAAUCUAAAGAAUCUCAAGAGGCUAAAGCAAGAGCUUCAGAGCAGCUGAAACACUCCGAUGGAGCUGAAGGCAUUUACGCACAAAUUCAACCUCGUAAACAUGAACAUACAUAAAAAUACAAUUAUUCAGUGUUAAACAGAUGUUCAGAUGUUGAGGCUACAAACUAAGAGCCAAAGAGUUGGGUUUUUAUUUUAUUAAAUUUAUUAUUUCUAUAUGUGUUGAAUGAUAAAUACCUAUUUACAUUUCUUUUAUAUCUGUAAGAUUGCUUGAAUAGAAAAGAUCAAAGAUAAAAAAUUGAGAAAAAAGAUCAAAGAUUCAUGCACAAACUGCAUAAUGGAAUUGAAGCUUAUAGUCUAUGAACUGGAGUUUAUUGCUUCGAGAUCAUGAUGUUAGUUGUGGCUUUUUUUCACCAUAAAAAUAUGCAUGCUGGAGAACCUGGUCUGGUGGACAAGCCAAAGUUAAUAACUGUUUGUUUAGUGUGUGUUUAGUAUUUUGUACGCUCUGUGCUACUGAAAAUAAUAAUAAAAUAAACAUAAAA